This is a messenger RNA of Lotus japonicus, 593 nucleotides long. RefSeq lists its product as uncharacterized. The transcript has a single exon. NCBI's taxonomy places the organism in Eukaryota, Viridiplantae, Streptophyta, Magnoliopsida, Fabales, Fabaceae. Bases 64 to 423 code for a protein of 119 amino acids. The record is from RefSeq and is a predicted model, not a curated record.
UACCAAUUUCAAUAUAUAUCGUGCUUAGCUUGUGCCAAUUACUUAACAGGUAAAACAGAGAAAAUGUCAAACUAUCACUCCCACAUUUCACGAGUUUCCAGGGAACCUGGUUUCACUGACGUCCCUCGGCAGUACCCCAAUGGUCAUCUGGUGAACGAGAGGAUUGUUUAUGAGGAGGAUGUGUAUAACGAGGGAUCACCCCGCUACGCCCACCACCACCACCACCACAACCCAGAGACUCGUGAGAGGGUUGAAGUGAUAGAGUAUGAGCGAGUGCCUGCGGGUCGUGUUGGUGUUGGUGAAGUAAUCUACGAAGAGAACGUUGUGGAUUAUGAAACUGAUCAAUACUACCCCGGAAGAAACAGGGGUACUACUGCUUUUGCAGUGCAGAGGGGGAUGGACAAUCGCCACUUCAGGCGGUAAAGCUUGGAAUCACUCUGGCUAUUUUGCUAGGCAGGCUACCUUAUAUAUCAUGAUCAUCGGUGUGGUGCUUGAAUUAAGUAAAUAAAUUCCUGCUUAGCCAGCUGCAAUGUUAUAAUUAAAUCAUGUAUCUUAUCAAUAAAGCAUAUCUAUAUGAUAUUGUAUUAUAAUUA